Macadamia integrifolia is the source of this 1341-nucleotide messenger RNA. RefSeq lists its product as uncharacterized. Bases 120 to 1160 code for a protein of 346 amino acids. The transcript is spliced from 2 exons. The record is from RefSeq and is a predicted model, not a curated record. NCBI's taxonomy places the organism in Eukaryota, Viridiplantae, Streptophyta, Magnoliopsida, Proteales, Proteaceae.
CCAACACUAAAGUACCAAAAGCCAUUCCCUCAAUUCUCUCCUACAUAUCUCUCACUCCCUCAGGGCCUCACUGUCUUUCUCCGGCCUCCAUUAACAUCGCAGUAGGUGAGCUCAACGAAAUGUCCCCAAAUCGUACUCUUCAAGGCGUCUUCAUCAUCUUCUUCUUCACCUUGGUGGUUUUCUUCCUGCAGAUAUCAGCUCUAUCUGCUGCUCCAGAAAUGCCACAACCAGACCCAGCUCUGAUCCAGCCAUUCUACCCAACCCCAUCUCAUCCAGCCACGAUCCCAGCUUUCCCUGAACAAUCCAACCUCCAAGGCUGCCCUCUCGACCUCCCAGACGAGCUCUUCCACGCCCUAACCCACGCUUGCGGUGCUUCCAAUGGAAAUAACCCAAAUGCACACACAGGGCUAAGGCGAAGCCGCUGCUGCCCUGUCCUGGCCGCCUGGCUCUACUCGGCAUACUCAGCCACGGCACUUCGAAGGGCAGCCAAGAACAGGAUGAGCACCCAGCCGUACGACCUUCCCGUACUACCCGAUGAUUCGGAGACCUGCGUGGGUAACCUGGAGAAUUCGUUGCAGGAGAAGGGAAUCCAACUUCUUCAGCCCAACGAAACUUGCGACCUCGUUUAUUGCUAUUGUGGUAUUAGGCUCCAACCCUUGAGCUGUCCUGAUGCGUUCUCGGUGUCGAAAGAAGGGAAGCUGUUGGGUGGUGAGAAUGUGGAUCGGCUUGAGAAGGAUUGCUUGAGCAGUAGAAAGGGCUUCUCGAGUCUCGCUGGUUGUUCCAAUUGCUUGAACUCACUCUAUCAGCUGAACGAGGAUAAGAGUGUAAAUUCCAGCAAAGCGGACAGGAAGAGCAAGAUGCAUAACAAGGACUGUGAGUUUAUGGGUCUGACGUGGCUGCUCGCCAAGAAUCGAACGGCUUACAUACCAACGGUAACUUUGGUCCUUCGAGCUCUCAUGAUGAGCACCAACGGCUCUGAUCCUAAGUCAUGCAAUCUGAACAGAGAUGGAAUGCCUUUAGCCGUUGAUUCUGCUGAGUUGGACAAUCAAUCUUCCUCCAUUAGCCUUCUCUCUCCUGUCCGGCUCACUAUUGCAUUGGGGUCACUUUCUUUGGUUUUUCUCUUUCUCCUUUCUUAUCCAUCCGGUUUUAAGUUUUGGUAGCUCUAGCCUUUGGUUGUGUAAUUGCUGCUUUUUAGGGAUUAGAUUGUUUAGGGUAAGAAAAAGAGAAGAUUAGUUCUGUACGUACCACUUUUCUUUUGUCAUUUUACUGAUCCGCCACUGUGUUUGUGUAUCAUCAUCAACAUCACCUCUAAUGUAUUUUUAGCUCAAGGUAUCCGUAUCA